Exserohilum turcica Et28A is the source of this 1931-nucleotide messenger RNA. RefSeq lists its product as uncharacterized. Gene Ontology annotation, cellular component: nucleus. Gene Ontology annotation, biological process: positive regulation of transcription by RNA polymerase II. Gene Ontology annotation, molecular function: DNA-binding transcription factor activity, RNA polymerase II-specific; transcription cis-regulatory region binding; zinc ion binding. The record is from RefSeq and is a predicted model, not a curated record. Bases 1 to 1644 code for a protein of 547 amino acids. Lineage: Eukaryota; Fungi; Ascomycota; Dothideomycetes; Pleosporales; Pleosporaceae. The transcript is spliced from 2 exons.
AUGCUGUCGCUGUUGCUGUUGCUGCUGCUGCUGCUGCUGCUGCUGCUGUCACGGUGGCUGGACUCAGCCGGCCGCUUAUCGAUACUGCACCCGCCUCCAGUCCAGGCUGACUCGCCGCCAUCCAGCAGACUCGCCCAAACGUAUGCACAGCAAUGCACGCCUGCACGUCUUCUCGGUGACUAUCCGAAACAAGCCCUUCACCCUCCUUCGCCCCGUCCGACCAUGGCUGAGCCCAAGCCGCGCCAGCGCAAGUUUGCGCCCCGGUCACGCACAGGCUGCUUGACCUGUCGAACCCGGCGCAAGCGCUGCGAUAACGCGCAGCCUCAGUGCGCCAACUGCGCACGACUCAACCUCAAGUGCGAAUGGCAGCCUCUACGCAAAAUCGUCUCCGACUCGCCCUCGCCCUCGCCCGCUCCUCUUGCCCGCUCGCAAAGCCCGCCACGCCUCGACGUCGCACUCCCGCUGCGCGCUUCGCUCGAUCCGUGGGAUGCCCUGCCCGGCGACCCAGGCGCAGAGCGCAUGCAUCUGCUGCAGUACUACGUAGAAGCCUUUGUGCCCAGUGUCCAGGUAGCCCCCAUCCCCACCAGCUUCUACACCAGUCUCUACAUGCCAUGGUCCUUCCACAUCCAGGGCAUGCUCGAUGCCAUUCUCGCAAUCUCCUCGGCCCAGCUGGCACGACGCACCCACGACGCAGACCGUGCUAACCAUCUUCGAGCCGUCUCGGCGCGCCAUGAGAAAAAGUGCUACGACUUCAUCCGAGAGCGCCUGUCUCCUGCUGGCGGCCUGCCCCACGACACGUACCAGGUCGCUGCCGUCAUCUUGCUCCUGGUUGGCCUCGAGGCGCUCAAUGGAGUAAAGACGACCAGAUGGAUCUCUCAGCUGAAGAGCGUCCAGCGCAUUCUGGCCUCGCUCUCGCCAGAGCAGACCAUCAUGGACUGUGUCGAGGUCGACUCUCUGCAGCGCCACUUCACAUACCACUUUGCCUCGGCCUCGCUCAUGGCACGUGUGUCCAACGCCGGAAAGGCCUCUUCACCCGACCACGGCCUGCUCUCCAUGACGGCCGCUCUGGUCCCUGGCACCAUCGAUCCUCUCAUGGGUAUCUCAUACCAGCUUUGCGAUCUCAUCUGCCGAAUCCAGUAUAUUACCACUGCCAAUCCCGCCUUCCCACUCGCAACAGAGGCAUCAUUCCAUGUCAUUGAACAAGGCAUACAGCAGUGGAAUUACGACAACCCAUUUGCCUUGGGUGUCGACACCCCCAUAGCCCUUGACCUAAUCGCUCUGGCAGAAGCUUAUCGUCUUGCCGCCCUCAUCCAACUUUAUCGCACUUCGCCCAGCCAUUCCACCCUCAUCCCGGCCUGCGCAUCGCGUACUAUGGAUUUCAUUGCUCGUAUACCACCAGGAAGUGCCGCCGAAUCCAGUCUACUCUACCCAAUCUUCCUUGCCGGUGCAGAAUUGGAAGACGAAACAGCCAUUGAGCAGUGUUUCAAAAGACUGGAAGGAAUCCAGAAACGCAAUCUCUACGAGAAUGUCGAGUGUGUGCAGAAAGUUCUCAAGGAAGUUUGGCGACCAAAAUUUCAAGGUGGACGGAGGAGAGACUGGGAAGACGUGGUAAGAGAGUGGAAUUGGUCAUUCACUCUGGGAUGACCUACUUGGCACUGCAUUGCUCUCACUGUUCUGAUGUCUUUGUCAAGAGUCGUUGCUGUAUGAGCGUUGCAGGUGCACCAUCAAUUACCUCGACGGCAAUACUAACACUUUUUGUCACGCAUGAGCCUUUCAAGCUAUACUAACACUCGGCUGCAUUUAACUCUCCCUAGGAAUACCCGUUUUAUGCUACUGCAUCAUAUCCUAUCAUCAUCACACUGUUAUAGUAUAUAUGAAUAGUCGUGCAUAAAGGAAUAUCCUUCUAUAGGCCUACAAAAGACUUUACCGCC